GAGGGAACGUAGGAUUUGGCCACAGUUUGCCUUUUGGCUUUUUCUGUGCUUUUUUCUAACCCCCCGUUCAGAAGGCAAACACACACAAGAACCUACAGUAACUUGGACUCCUUCUUAUAAAACACCUUCAAUCGUUCCCCAAUCACCCUCUAACUCUGUCUCUCCUCUUCAUUUUCCCCAUUCUUCAGCCCCCAUUUCCUUCUUUCUCUUUCUCUCUUCCAUUCUUCUAUUUUGAGAAUCAGCAACAUGGACAAUCAACUUCAACGCAACCCUCUUCUAACUUGGGCUUACUUCUGCCAGGGAAAGUCAAUGGAGGAGCUGAAGCAAACCCUCAUGUACACUACUCUGGAGCUUGAACAAACAAGAACAGUAGUUCAAGAUGAGCUGAGAAAGAGGGAUGAACAGGUUCUUACCCUGAAGGAGCUUCUCAACAGAGUCAUGAGAGAAAGAGAUGAAGCACAAGAGAAAUGCCAGAGACUUCUCUUGGAAAAGCUAGUUUUCCAAAAACAGCAACAACUAUCUGGAAUUUCCAGCAUUGAAGAUGACCCCAGGAGAGGAAUUGACUCCAACAAUGGCCUUUCAUCAUCAGAUUGUGAAGAAAGCAUUGUUUCCUCUCCAGUUAUUGACCAUUUUCACCAAUUGCCACCACCACCGCCGCAGCCGCAGCCGCAGCCAUUGCCCUCCAUGACAGAGUUGAUAUCACCAGAUAAGCCUUUACCAGAGAAGGGAAAGCUCUUACAAGCAGUGAUGAAAGCAGGUCCUCUGCUUCAGACUCUGCUCCUUGCAGGACCACUUCCUCAGUGGAGACACCCGCCACCGCCACUGGAAUCCUUUGAGAUCCCUCCGGUGACCAUUCCUUCACCGCAGCCGCAGCUCCUCCACCAAGAUUCCUUUAACACUAACGGGAGCACUGGCGGCACCGGCACCGGCACCGGCACCGGCACCGCCACCGCCACCAACUGUGGAAGGUUCAGCAGAAAAAGAGUACUCUGUGAUGGAUCUGAUUCCCCUGCAGAAACCAAGUACCAGAGGAUUGUACUCCACUGACUAGACUAUUACUAAGUCAGAUUUAUCAUUCACCCACUUAGUUUUUUUAAUUUCUAUAUAUAGAUAUGAUUACAGUGGUUUUUACCCACUUAGUUUAUAGGAUUAAAGGUUAGGAAUAGCAAGGUGGUCUUUAAUUUAUAUAUGUACAGUGGUUUGUUCAAGAGCAGAAGCAACCAGGAUUUAACUCAGCAGGAACAAGAUGAGAUGAAAAUGCUUGAUUUUGGCUUUCUGGGAAUGUUGUUGGAGUGAAGAAAAUGCUUAGGGUAUGUUUGGAUACUAAUUAGCAUUAUGCCAACCGGUGUUAGCACUCAUUUCAAAGCAGAAUCACUUCGAAGCAAAAGUGACUAGAACUCAACUGGUGGAUUGAGAUGAAAGUGUUUUUGCGUUAACUCAACUAGUAUGGUGGAUUGAGAUGAAAGUGAUUUUGCGUUAACUCAAUUGAUAUGCAGACGACAGACGUUCCCUUAUUCACAUUCUACUUUUGUUUGGUGUGAAGGGAAAAAGGGUCACUGAAAUUGUAAUUGUAAUGUAACUAAGUAACUGUAGUUCAUCAAGUGAUUUGAGGUGUGUGAGAUUGAUUUUGAAGAUCACAAGAACAGUUAAGAGGAUAGGUGAUUGGGUGGUGUAGUCGUUGGGGUAGGGAGAUGGUGUGGCCAACAACCAAACGGGUAAAAGCCUUGAGCUUUGAGUGUAGGGUUGAGUGGACCCACAAAUCGGAAUCAGGAUCUAUUGCUGGUGUGAUGUAUGAUUAUAUUAAGCUUUUGUUGUUAGACAAGUUAUCAUUAAUCAAUUUUUAGUUUGUUCUUC
This is a messenger RNA of Lotus japonicus, 1854 nucleotides long. RefSeq lists its product as uncharacterized. The record is from RefSeq and is a predicted model, not a curated record. Bases 247 to 1047 code for a protein of 266 amino acids. Lineage: Eukaryota; Viridiplantae; Streptophyta; Magnoliopsida; Fabales; Fabaceae. The transcript is spliced from 2 exons.